AUGUCUAAUUCUCCUGUGCUAAUACCCGGACUUUCAUGGAGGGCAGGUAGCAAUGGAUUAGGAAAAAGUAUAAAAUUAUCGCAAAUUAAGAGGAAACUCGGUUGGAUUCCAAAACAAAAAGAAAUUAGCCAUGGAGAUCCUCAUCCAACCGGAGCUCCAACGGAUGAAAAAGACGAUUUGCCAAAAAACUACGACUGCAGGAAGGCAUUCCCAAAAUGCACGACAAUUCCGUCCAUUAAAGAUCAGUCAAACUGCGGAUCAUGUUGGGCUGUUUCUGUUGCAGCCACGUUCAGUGAUCGAUUAUGCAUUCAUUCAAACGGAAAAGUUAAUUUCAAUAUGUCAGCAGAUCAGUUACUGGCAUGUGACAAAAAAAGUGACGGAUGCGACGGUGGAUACCUUGAUACAGCUUGGCAAUACAUUGAGAAAGAAGGAUUAGUCACAGGAGGUGAUUAUGGAUCGAAUGAACUUGCUCAAGUAAUUUCAAAAAUUAUUCCAAGUAUUUCCCCAUCAGGGUUUCAUCUUCUCCACAAUGAAUAUUUUAGCUUUCCAAAAUGUGUUUCCAGAACUGACCAUACUCACAUAUUCUUGCACUCAUUUCUAGGAAUAUAUCAGAGGCCAUUCUUUGACUUCAUACCUUUAGGAGGUCACGCUGUUCGUGUCAUUGGAUGGGGAGAAGAAGACGGCAUGAAGUACUGGCUCGUAGCUAAUUCGUGGGGGACAGAUUGGGGUGAAGAAGGAACGUUCAGAAUUAUUCGAGGCACUAAUGAAUGUAGCUUCGAAUCAGAAGCGGUAACAGCACUACCUGAAAAUUAAACGUUUAAGUAUCUAAUAAUUUUUUUUGAACUUUUUUAUCAAUAUUUUUCUACAUUUUUUCAAAUCUGCUUUGAAAAUCAAUGUUAUUAGUUGACCU
Planococcus citri (citrus mealybug) is the source of this 910-nucleotide messenger RNA. RefSeq names its product cathepsin B-like. The coding region runs from base 1 to 813 and encodes 270 amino acids. Gene Ontology annotation, cellular component: lysosome. The transcript has 4 exons. The record is from RefSeq and is a predicted model, not a curated record. Gene Ontology annotation, molecular function: cysteine-type endopeptidase activity. Lineage: Eukaryota; Metazoa; Arthropoda; Insecta; Hemiptera; Pseudococcidae.